Messenger RNA from Adineta steineri, 657 nucleotides. Lineage: Eukaryota; Metazoa; Rotifera; Eurotatoria; Adinetida; Adinetidae. The record is from the annotation of a GenBank genome assembly.
AUGGAUGAUGGAAAUGAAAAAAAACGUGUUAUUCUUGAUAAUGAUCAAGAAGAAGUUUAUGAAAAUCCACCCCAUAUAUUUUUUUGUUUAUGUGGACAAAUGGCAUUGAUUUUAGAUUGUGCAAUAGAAUAUUUACCAUUAAGAAAACGUGAUCGAGCACGUGUUAUUGAUUCUAAACAACAUGCACAUAAGAAAUUUUGUAAAGAUGAAGAUACCCCAGCUUAUAUUCGACGAAAAGAUGAAGGUAUCGAAACACAAUAUCGUAAAAAAUGUCUAAAAUGUGGUCUUUCGUUAUAUUAUACACAUACAUUAAAUAGUCCAAUUACAUUUAUUUUCGAUGGUGCUUUAUCUACAGAAGCAAAUGAUGCAUCGAAUAUCUAUAAUCAAGUAUUAGGUUCGGAACCGAAAAAAGUUAUUAAAAAUAUUAAACGUGAAGAUCGUGGAAAGACAUCAUCUGUAACUGUAUCAACAUUAGAUGAAGAAGAAGAAGAAUUAGAAGCACGUGAAAUUGCUAAUUCGUAUACACAAAAUGCACGUGUUAUUGAAAAACAACUUGAAAGAAAAGGAAUGAAUAAACGAAAAGCUAUUGAAGAGGCUGCACGACGUGAACAAGAAACUAAACGAGCUAAUAUUAGAGGAACAUUAAUUGAUAAAUAA